UUGCCGCCCGCAACACCCUUGAGUCUUUUUCUCCACCGCUUCUCUCUUCUUUGCACUUCUACCUCCCCACUUCACCCUUUUGGGCACCUUUUCUCGUACUUUUUUCGCCUUUCUUUCGUUCAUCGUUCCCUUUGAACUUGUUUCGAAUAUAUCUGCUGCCAUCCGGCUGUCAUCAUGAACAGUCUGGUGGCCACGCCUCCCGUUCCUCCUCAUUUCUACGAAAACCCUCGGCUUUCUCCCUCCCUAAUAAUGUCCACCCCCUCUUCUUCCUACACCAGCCGAAAGCGGAAAGCCGAUGAUGAUGGCAACGACCAUGACGGACGGAUGUCCGCCUCGCCCACCAACUCGCCAGCCUUUACUCCUCGCCAGCUCCCUUCCUUUAGAAACUUUAAGCGGACCCGACCGAACAUCUCUGGCAGACCUCUUUCUCUUCCUCGCCUGCUAGAGACCCUCGACACAGAUGCCUUGCGGACGGUCGUGCGUACCAUGUGCGAGCGCCACCCACAGCUUGCUGAUGAGGUGGCCCAGACCUCUCCUCGACCAAGCGUUUCCUCAACCCUCCAAGUGCUUCGAAACUACCAGGCUGCUCUGCAGUCUUCCUUCCCGCUUGGUGGCAACACCGAGUCCGACUACGCCUACAAUCGAGUUCGGCAGCCACUCACCAACCUCCUCGAGGCCCUGAGUGACUUUACACCGAACUUUCUUCCUCCGAAUGAGACCCAGCCAUCAGUCUCACUCAGCUACCUUGAUGGGGCAACAGAAAUUAUUCACGCCUUGCCUCGCUGGAGCACGCCACAGAACAAUAUCGAGCGGGACUCGGCCUAUGACGAGAUUGGCAAGGCUUGGGUCCUGGUGAUCCGUGAGGCGGCCAAGCGUGGCGGAGGUAUUCAACUCCAGUACGGAGGCUGGGACCAGAAGCUGGCCAAGCACAACCAAACCUCUGGAGGCAAGCUGCAGGGUGUGGUCAACGAGCUCGGCUCGAGCUUGGGAUGGAUGAACGGACCAGACUCUCCUUCCCACGGCCCUGGUGGCAAUGACAUGGGCUCUAUACGAGAUCAGCUUCUUUCAGGCACUUAUGGCAUGGGCACGCCCGUCAAGGUUGGACCUUGGUGAACAUAUGAUUCAUAACGAAUACGUUCCCAUUUCGAUAAUUGGGAUCGACUUCCCCCUACAACGAUAACACCGCGCUCCUUGCGCUACAAUCAAAACUUCGCAUUGACUCCACCGUGAGCCUUCUGGCGGUCCCACAACCUUUCGAACCGCACAAUUCAACGUAUGCCACGAUCACGAUACCUACUGCAUGACCUUUAGAGAAUCCCACAUGGUCUCAGAUUGGCGUUUAUACUAUGCAAAGGCGAACUACCUGACAAUUAACCCUCUUCUUUUUACUUCUUUUUUGAACUUGGUAUUC
Molecule: messenger RNA, 1411 nt
Organism: Penicillium pulvis
Lineage: Eukaryota; Fungi; Ascomycota; Eurotiomycetes; Eurotiales; Aspergillaceae
Product: cut8/STS1 family protein
Exons: 2
Coding region: 175-1113 (312 amino acids)
Biological process (GO): proteasome localization; nuclear protein quality control by the ubiquitin-proteasome system
Cellular component (GO): nucleus
Source: RefSeq, a predicted model, not a curated record